This is a messenger RNA of Pyricularia grisea, 693 nucleotides long. RefSeq lists its product as uncharacterized. The coding region runs from base 1 to 693 and encodes 230 amino acids. The transcript has 2 exons. Lineage: Eukaryota; Fungi; Ascomycota; Sordariomycetes; Magnaporthales; Pyriculariaceae. The record is from RefSeq and is a predicted model, not a curated record.
AUGACUCGAUCAAACAAGCAGAACCGAUAUCGGGCCGGCAAAGACGCCAGUGACCACACCAGGUCGCACCCGGGCACGCCACGGCCACGCGGACCACGACCACUAGGCCGAGGCACGGGAUGUGACCGGGGGACCGAGAACGUCCCCGAGAAUCUAAAACACCAGAUGCAUCAUCGCAACGGUGGAGCAGGAGGGAGAGGCGGCGGUUCCGGUGCUGGCAGGAAGGAUAAGCGCGGCUCCCUCCACCAGGGCAGCAGGAAGCCGCGCGGUGACAACAAGAGCGUGGCGUCUCCCCAGCGCAGGAAUUGCGGUGAAUGUCGUCGCAGCAAGCACAAAUGCUCUUCGAGCGAGGUAGACACGGAAGCUGUCGAGACGGACAAGGCCAUCACCUUCUCGGAGGGCGUAGUGAGCAGUAGGCAACAGCCAAUACCCUGCACAAACUGCGAGGCCCUGCAGCUGCACAACCAACAGCUGUACGAGUCUAUCAAAGAUGUCAUGGUCGACUGGGCGAGGGAUGUUGGGGUUGAUAUCGACGGAGACCGGGAUGCGACGGCAAGUGUGGACACCGAGGAGAUGGAGUGGCAGCGGGAGCACGUCUUCAUCAUCCCUGCCGAUCACCGAAAAGUAACCGACAGUCGAAGCGUUGGCCAGGCCGGCGCCGGCGCUUCAAUAUCAUUCGAUGAAUAUUGCUAG